UUGGUCUGCAAGGAUACAAGAGAAAAGUUGUCAUGCCCCACUGAUCAGCCAUAAAAAACUGCUCAGCUGUUGGGUGCAGUAAGGCAAAACUGAAUAGGAAGAAAAUAUAACGUGGUUAGAUCCAGAAAAUUGAAUUCUGUUCUCACAGUGAUGGAAUUAUACGCACCAAAAAGUUGUGUUCCUUCUGUCUUUCCCACUUUGUUCUCAAUGUCGAACUCCAAAUUUUGGAUGGAAGCUGUUGUAAUGUUUUAAAUUGAUUACAGAUGCAGCUGUAAAGACAUGUUACUGGAGCACACUUCAGGGCUCACCCGACAUCUUUAACUUCCCGGUGAUACCGCCGAUGUGCACCCCUGCUAUUAGAAUGGAUCUUGCCAUUGGGUCAAAGGUCAUAUGAGUCCAACUUCCUGAGGAAGUGAGGGAGAGGAAGCCACCCAGGCAAACAAUAAUAUGCACAAAGUGUGUUAGUUUGCAGUCGGGGAGGCUAGUAGGACGGAGGGACAGUCUGUUCUCUCUUCCGACAACACGCGGUUUGUCGUUGCAGAAGAAAAAAAAUAGUGGUUAACUUUACUCUUUUCUGACAACACUCAGUUUGUAGUAAGAGACGAAGAAAAAAAGUUGUUAACGGGACUUUUCAUUGUUAUGAAAGUUAUUUCAUCGGCCAUUUGUUGCGGAGGGAAUUCAGUGGGCUUCUAGAAGAUCUGUAGGAUUGGCAGUGGACGGACCCUCCCAAGCAACAUGACUACUCAUGAGGAGCUGGUUGCUGAGAUGCCCUCGCUGGAGCGUCUGAGUGUACAGGACAGGCUUAAACUUGCACGCAAACGCCGGGCCCAGCAGCUGAAACGAUGGGCCACCAGCGAGCGGGAAUUCACCAAGAAGAGCCGCAAAAGUGCCAUGGGAAAAGUGGGGCCAGACAGUCCCAGAAAGAGGAGGAUAAAUUUUGCCCCCAACAUCCAGCUCCUGGAGGCUGCUGCCAGAGGAGACAUCGAUGAAGUGCGGAUGCUACUUGAGUCAGGAGUUGAUCCCAACAUUGGUAAUGAAGAUGGACUAACAGCGUUACACCAGUGCUGUAUCGAUAACAAUGAAGCUAUUAUGAAGCUGCUCGUGGAACAUAAUGCCGACGUGAAUGUGACGGACCGAGAACUUUGGACACCCUUGCAUGCAUCCUCUACCUGUGGACAUGUGAAUCUGGCUCGUUUCCUCAUUACACAUGGAGCGGAACUCUUGGCCAUAAACUCUGAUGGCAACAUGCCCUAUGACAUUUGUGAGGAUGAGGUCACGCUUGACUACAUCGAGUCUCAAAUGGCAGAAAGAGGUAUCACACAAGAGCAGAUAGAUGAACUGAGAGAGGUUGCACCCAACCGCAUGCUCCUUGAACUUGGUGAAUUGAAGAGUGAGGGUGGCAAUCUUGAAUGCAGGGAUGAAAUUGGUGCUUCAUAUCUUCAUAUUGCAGCAGCUAACGGCUAUGACAAAGUGGCCAAGUUCUUGCUGGACAGCAGUGUUGACGUGAACGUCAAAGAUAAUGACGGUUGGCAGCCUAUUCAUGCAGCCGCUUGCUGGGCUCAUGGAGAAAUGAUUCAGUUACUUGUGCAGUAUGGAGCUGACCUAGAGGCCAAAACAAACAAUGAUGAAACACCACUCACAAUAUGCGAGGACGAAGACCUAAAGAACCUCAUCAAUCAAUUGAAGGCGGAGUUACACGCCCAUCGGUCAUUAGAAAACAAACUGGUUCGCCGUAAUUCCAGUCGAAACAAGCGCAGUUCUUCCAUAAGACGGAGCAGCAAACGAGAGAAAGGUGAACUGCGGAAGCUUGACGCCAAGGGAGAAGCCAUGUUCAUCCAAUCACAAGGCCCGGGUGAUGAUAUUCCAGCUACAGAUAUUGAUGAAGUGAAUAUUGGCACGGAGGCGCCUCAGAGUCCAACCUCAGUUGCGUCGGUGACGUUAGACAGAGAAGAACCAGAGGGAGAAGAGAAAGAUGUGAAUGGUGCCUUAGAGACUGAUAUCAUUCCCAUGCCUGUCAUUACGGAGGAAAUACCAGAUAGCCCUGAGAAGAGAGCUCAGCUGGAGAACGGGGAGCAGUCAGUGAUGCAGAAUGGAGAUGGGGGUGAUGGAAAGACUGAUAUGGAAGGACUCAAUGCGCCUGGCCUGCUAAGACAGCCCAAGAGCAUCCUCAAGAAAAGGAAGGAGCAAGAGGUCGUGGAAGAUCUCCAUGCCAAGAAAAGCAGGAAGGAAAAGGCCAAGGAUGUGGAAGCUAGGAAGCAGGAGCUGGAAGAGGAGAGACAGAAAGAGAGAGAGGAACGAGAGAAGGCUAAGCAACGGGAACGAGAGGAGCGACAACGAAAGAAGGAAGAAAAGGAGCGAGAAAAGCAACGGAUUAAGGAGGAGAAGAAACUGCUGCGUCAACGGGAGAAAGAGGAGAAAGAACGGGAGAAAGAGCUGAAGCGAAAGACUCUCACAGAGGAAACGGAGAAGAAGGAAGAGAAUACGACGAAAGAUGAUCAAGAGAAGGAUGUGGAGCAAGAUGCUAACCACACAGGGAACAUUGAGACUCUCUCUGAGUUGAAACGGCACCGAGCCUCAGAGCACGCCAAGCGGACUCUCAGUGGAGACAGUACGGAGGACUUUGGAACAGCCUGGUCCGAGGCUCGGAAGGACUCAUUUGACAUGCUGAAAGACCACAAGUCGCAAAAUAGCACAAAGAAAAAGAGCCCUCACAUUGUUCGCAAAAUCCUGCCGCACAGGCUGUCAGGGAGCUACACGUUCAACGAAACCAGUCAGGGGGACGGGCACCGCGACUCAACCGGAAGUGAGCAGAAUGGCAUUGGAGACCAAGGAGGAUUGAAUCCCUCGGAGUCAAGUAAUACCCCGCUGGAACCAUACCCUGGAGAUGAACCCCUUAAACGGUUCACUGCAGUGGAACAAGAGGUGAUUGGUGGGGAUGAGGAAAGAAGAUGCUGUGUCAUUUUGUAAGGGGAGGGGGUUGCCAUCAGGAAUUUUUAGCUGAGGCUGAAUGCAGUAUUUUCUAUUUUUUUUUUUUAACUUGUAAAUCCGUAAUAAGGCAAGUCUGUCUGUAAUGACCCGAAUGCGAUAAAUCUUGCCCUCCUAGAAAUAGAAAAUGGGACUUCAUCGUGCACAGUGCUUCUUGUAUGUAUCCAAAGAAAUUGUGGUUUGGCAUUUUAACCCCGAGGAGGAUUUUUCCAUAGUUUUAAGCCUCUUUUUAUACAUAAACAUUUCUCGGAAAUGAGUCAAUCAAAUUUGACAUUUUUGUGCAUGAGAGAGAUAGUCAGAAAUGUUUGGCCAAAAGUAGAAUAAAUUACACAGAAAACAAUGCCCCA
Messenger RNA from Acanthaster planci (crown-of-thorns starfish), 3332 nucleotides. RefSeq names its product protein phosphatase 1 regulatory subunit 16A-like. Gene Ontology annotation, cellular component: cytoplasm. Lineage: Eukaryota; Metazoa; Echinodermata; Asteroidea; Valvatida; Acanthasteridae. Gene Ontology annotation, molecular function: myosin phosphatase regulator activity; enzyme inhibitor activity; protein binding. The record is from RefSeq and is a predicted model, not a curated record.